Molecule: messenger RNA, 4720 nt
Organism: Ctenopharyngodon idella (grass carp)
Lineage: Eukaryota; Metazoa; Chordata; Actinopteri; Cypriniformes; Xenocyprididae
Gene: sp7
Product: Sp7 transcription factor
Exons: 3
Coding region: 2783-4300 (505 amino acids)
Biological process (GO): regulation of transcription by RNA polymerase II
Molecular function (GO): DNA-binding transcription factor activity, RNA polymerase II-specific; RNA polymerase II cis-regulatory region sequence-specific DNA binding
Source: RefSeq, a predicted model, not a curated record
GAAGCCCGAUUGUUUAAAAUAUAAAGGUUUGUUUUGAGAGAAUAUCUUGACAUUGCAUUUAUUUUUCUAACCCUAUGGGAGAAAAAUAAACUUGAACAAAUAUUUCUCUGAAGUAAAUGCAUCUUGAUUUAAAGAUAUUUACAGUAUUUUUUUUUUUCUUUUUUUUUUGCAGUGCAUUGCAUGAAAAGUAUGUACCAAGAAACUGUGAACAUGUGCUUGUGUGCAUGAGUAUAGUGCAUUUCUUAUGCUGACUUGUUUGGAAUUGCAUACAUGCGUGUGUGUGUGUGUGUGUGUGUGUGUGUGUGUGUGCGUCUCAUUAGGCUGCGAGAGGUUGGAGCUGCAGCAGGCCGUCUACUCUCACCGCAGCCUUUGAUGGGGUUCAAUCAGCGCCACAUGAGACGGAGGAGAGAUGAAGUGGAGAAUGGAGGGAAAAGAUGUGGGAUGAAAAGUAGGAGCAAUAUAUAUAUAUUAUAUAUAUAUAUAUAUAAGGAAGGGGGACUCUGGGAGUGGGCGAAAUCAUUUUAAUGCAUGAUGAUGAAAUUCGGGACAUCAGGAUCUCUUGCUUGGUCUGUUCUCACUUUUUACGGUCCUUUUCUUGAUAAUUAUAGUUAUUAUAUUAUUUACGUUUAAUUGUGUUGACAUAUUUUUUUUUAAAUAGUGAUUGUUUCCAAACAGUUUUCAAACAAACUAUUAAAUCUGCCUUUGUUAUAGAAGGUCAUGUUUAGAAAAAAAAGAUUUUAAAAAGAACCCUAUGAGUCUUGACUCAAUUUUAAAGAGCCCUUUAUGCAAAAAAAAAAAAAAAAAAAGGUUCUAUAUAAGGAGAAAUUGACUGCAUAUUACCAAAGUCCCUGUAAGGCAAGUCAUUUCACUCGGCGGCCAUCUUGUAAACGCCUCUCGGGCAUGCAAAUGCAGCUUCUAUCUCUCUGAAUGGGGAAACAUCAAAUACUCCAAAACUGUUCGCCAAGAUUUUGAUUAAAUUUCAUAUUUGAAAUCAGCAAUGAAAUCUGACAAUAGCUGUCUCAUAAAUUUUGUUUCCAAAUCAUGACAAAAAAUGGCGUUUCAAGCUAAUGCGCAUGCGCAGUUCUAAAUGCACGUCUCUACAUGAAGCGACUGUUUCUAUAGGAACCGGAGCUUCUAACAGCAGCUUUAUCAAUCAGCGAAUGGCUCUUAUUUAGAAGGCGGGACUUAUUCCGCCAUAUUGCGCGUUGCACUUUCUCCCAUUCAUAAUAAUACGAGUGCACCGUCUUUUUUCAUAUAAAGUCUUUGGUAAUACUUUCAUGUUUAACAGGUUAUUUACAUUUUUUCUAGUGAUAAAGCAUGUGUACAAGCAUAAAAUUUAAUUGCAAUUAAAAAUGUAUUAAAACUAAAUGAAAUAAAUAAAACUAAAUCCAUAAAAUGAUCCCAUGAUGGAACCCCUCAAAGGUUCUAUAUAUGAAGCAGCUGACGAAACUCUUUAAACUUCUAAAUAGAAACUUCUCUUAUCUUGAUAAGUACCAAUAGUGCAAAUAUUCUAUGUAGACUGAGCUCAUAAAACAUGAUUUUACAAUAAAUGCUAGUUUUAGUUUCAGUACAGCGCUGCAGGCCAAACAGUCACAUGUACAAAUCCACCAUCUGAUUAUUCAGAAGCUCUGUUUUGUAAAUGUGAUAAUUAUACGCUGCAAAAAUCCCCUCGCACAAAGGAAACGCAUCAUCUUGUUUGAACACCGAGUCACGCCCUGUGCAUCCGCAAGUAACUCAUAUUCAAUAAGUUCACCUGACUGCAUAGCUUCAUUAGUGACAACUUAUGGCGAGCCAUCCUGUGUCGUCUUGUCAUCUGCGCUCGUGUAUGCGUGCGUACGUACAUGUGUGAGUCUCUUCGCCACCGUUGUACAGAUGUGACCGCAGUGAACCGUGCUCCCCCGUUUCUUUCCACAACAAAGACCAAUUAAACAGCGCUGCCUCGCAGCCGACCGCCAGCCGCACUUCCACAAACACGAAGAGCAGUUUAAAACCAGAGCUGGAGCGAGGGGCCUCCGCUGAUUCAAACCAGCCCCUCCGGCUCGGCCAAAACUGCCUGCCUUACUCUUUAAAUUAGUCCCAUAUUAUGUCUGAUUGUUUAGGAAGCACUUACAAACUUACUAAAGAGCAGUUAGCUCAAAAAAUCUAUCAAAUAAUUACAGGUCACUGGAAGAAUACUGUUUAAGCCUGCUGUGAGUGAGCGGCUCUCUUAGAGCGGGAAACGUGAGUGUUUACAUAAUAAAGAUAAUGUUUAGAGUGACUUCAAUAACACAAGCUGGAUUUUCACAUUUUUCAGACUCCAGUGUGGUGUUUGUUGAAAUUUAAAUAUAAAAACAAGUGUCAGAAAAGUAAAAAGGGUGUCACUUAUAUUUAAAUAAAACUUACUAACAAUAAUGCAGGUUACUUGGCGUUUCUGUGCAUUUGCAAAUGUGUUCUGUAUGUUGUUUUUGAGCUAAAUAGGGUUUCUGAGUGAUUGCUGCAGAUAUGUGAUUUUAAUAAUGUUGCUACUCAGUUGCAGCAGUAUUCUGAGUGGUUGCUAAGGUGUUGCUAGGGUGUUGUGUUGUUAGUAUGGCAUUGCUAUGUUAGGGUGCCCUUCUUACUGUUCUCAAAACAGCCCACAAAGUGAAAUAAUGCAAGCAGUGGAGCUACAGGUGUUUGUUUUGACCAACAGAGGGCGCUGCUCGUUAUAACAGCUUCGUGAUAUAUCGUUCGUCUUCCUUUACUACUCACCUGCUAGCUGCUAGUUUAGUUUUGUCAGUAAAAACUAGACCAGUGAACGACUGCAAUGUGUGUCAACAUCGUGUCAUUAUCAGCUUCAAAAAGGCGGGUCUCCCGGUAUCCGGGUCUCCUCAUAGAAGAGUCGCUGCUCGUACGGAGUUUAUUUCAGUCAGACUCUCCCGGACCGCGAGCUUCUCCCUCCUGCUUUUGGACUGAACUUCACAGGACUGUUUCCUCCGGGAUGGCCGCGUCGAUUCUGGAGGAGGAAACACGUUAUGGAUCCAGUCCCUUGGCUAUGCUAACUGCCACCUGCAACAAAUUUGGGAGCACCAGUCCAGUCCGAGACUCCGCCACGCCUGGUAAAGCGGGAAGCACAGCACCGGUUAAGAAAGCCUACAGCAUGACCUCUGAACUCCAGAGCCCUAAGAAUGGACGAGGCAACGAGGGCGUCGCGGACACUUACAGCGGCUCCUUCAGCUCCGCCGGUGGCUUGCUCACCCCAACCGGCAGCCCUCCGCCUGCUCCCACGGGAGCGUACGGCUCCGACUACAACCCAUUCUCCACCUUCCAGACCUCGAGUGCCUCUCAGGACCCUUCGCUCUUGGGAAGCAAAGCCACAGCGGACUGCCUGGCCAGCGUCAACACCUACUUGGACAUGACGCACCCCUAUGGCUCAUGGUACAAGAGCAUCCAUUCCGGAAUCACGGCCGCACCUGCGAACGCCACUUCUUCUUGGUGGGACGUCCACACCAACUCGAACUGGCUUAGCGCUGGGCAACCUCAACCCGACGGCCUCCAAGCGCCCCUGCAGCCGGUAGCUCCACAAGCAUCCCUCAAUCCCCAGAUGCCGAGCUACACUCCAGAUUUCACGCCUCUCAACCCUGCGCCGUACCCGUCCGUAGGUUUGAGUUCAUCCUCACACUUGCUCCAGUCCUCACAGCACAUGAUCCCACAGGACAUGUACAAGCCCAAGCCGGUAACCACUUCUGGAAUCCUGGACAAUUCCAUGGGGCUCAAACCAACCCGAGGCUCGGGCGGAUACACGGGCGGCUCCUCCACCGGAAGGUCUUCUUGCGAUUGCCCGAAUUGCCAAGAGCUGGAAAGGCUCGGCGCGUCCGCCGCAUCCCUGCGCAAGAAGCCCGUCCACAGCUGCCACAUUCCCGGCUGCGGAAAGGUCUACGGCAAGGCCUCGCAUCUGAAGGCUCACCUGCGUUGGCACACGGGCGAAAGACCCUUCGUCUGCAACUGGCUGUUCUGUGGGAAACGCUUCACUCGCUCCGACGAGCUGGAGCGCCACGUCCGCACCCACACGCGAGAGAAGAAGUUCACGUGCCUCCUGUGCAAUAAGCGCUUCACUCGUAGCGACCACCUCAGCAAACAUCAGAAGACGCACACGGAAGCUAGCAUGCAAGGGAAAGGGCCGGAAGAGGAAGCAGAGCCCAGAGGAGCCGAGGAGCCCACAGAUUCCGGUAAAGUGGCUCCUGUGGGAUCCGCCGGCGGCAUGCAGGACCCUACCGUCGGUGGGGAAGAGAAGAGCAGCACGGGGAAUGGUGUGGACAACAGCAGCGGGCUUCUGGAGAUAUAACCGCUGACGAGUGGAGCUACUGUUGCAUUGGUGCUAAAGCUGCGUACAAAAAUGAUUUUACCAACUGUUUUUUAGGAACUAGUUGAAUGUGCUCCACAGAGAGCCGUGUAUCAUGAACACAUUUUCUAGACUGGCAGGUUUUGAAAGAAAAACUCUGUACAUUAAUCGUUUCACACAAGAACUUCAGACAUGUUCGUCUGGAGUGGCCUACAUUUUGAGGAGUAUUUUUGAAGAUUUUAAUGUUUAAAAACGAUUAUUGAAUUCAUGUCUCUUUCUUUGUUUUAACUUUCAGGGGCGGCUGUUUUAGAAGCCCAACGUUCAGUAGAUUGAGUCUGUUUCUGUUAGACAUUUGGGCUUCUGAUCGAUGCACAUUUCGUCCUUGUGAUGGUGUUUUUAUUUAAUUAAAAUGGAUUUCUUUUA